Molecule: messenger RNA, 16972 nt
Organism: Oryzias latipes (Japanese medaka)
Lineage: Eukaryota; Metazoa; Chordata; Actinopteri; Beloniformes; Adrianichthyidae
Biological process (GO): skeletal system development; positive regulation of neuroblast proliferation; central nervous system development
Cellular component (GO): synapse; perineuronal net
Molecular function (GO): calcium ion binding
Source: RefSeq, a predicted model, not a curated record
GUUCAGCACAGAGAAGCCUACAUCACUGUCUGUCAAAGAAAAUGAUACUGUUGCUGUAGACCUAACAAUAUUGCCAGUUACUCCAUCUGGUAACCAAACAGAAGAUUAUCCUUCCUCUACCCCAGAUAGUGUGGUAGAUCACCUUGAUCAUACCCAAGAAACGUUCAUCCCAAAGGAUUACGUCAGCAGUACAGUGAAAUCCUUUUCCAGUACUGACAGUGGAACUUCAUUGUCCUCUAAAAUAGCUUCAAUGCUCAGCACCACAGAAAGUUCUGGGGAUGGCACAGAUGAUUUCACGAAAGACUCACUCAUAACAGCAACUGUGUCUUCAACACAAGGAACAGUAUCACCAUCUGUGGUAGCAUCUCUGACCCCUGAGAAAAGUGAGACUUUGGGAACAGCCUCUACUGCAGCAACAUUGCUCAGCAGUACAGACAAAGUUUUGUCUGAAACCUCAGCAAGAACACAACAAAUUUUCACAUCAAGCAAACCUCAUGAUGAGUCAACAAAACCUGAAGCAUCCUCAAUUAAGUUAUCGACAGACGCCCAUAGAUUGAGCGUGGAAACAAGUGUGCCAUCAAGCAAACCCACAGCACGUCCCACAGGUUCUUCACUGUUCAGCACAGAGAAGCCUACAUCACUGUCUGUCAAAGAAAAUGAUACUGUUGCUGUAGACUUAACAAUAUUGUCAUUUAGUCCAUCUGUUAACCAAACAGAAGAUUAUCCUUCCUCUACCUCAGAUAGUGUGGUAGAUCACCUUGAUCAUACCCAAAAAACGUUCAUCCCAAAGGAUUACGUCAGCAGUACAGUGAAAUCCUUUUCCAGCACUGACAGUGGAACGUCAUUGUCCACUAAAAUAGCUUCAAUGCUCAGCACCACAGAAAGUUCUGGGGAUGGCACAGAUGAUUUCACGAAAGACUCACUCAUAACAGACACUGUGUCUUCAUCACAAGGAACAGUAUCACCAUCCUUGGUAGCAUCUCUGACCCCUGAGAAAAGUGAGACUUUGGGAACAGCCUCUACUGCAGCAACAUUGCUCAGCAGUACAGACAAAGUUUUGUCUGAAACCUCAGCAAGAACACAACAAAUUUUCACAUCAAGCAAACCUCUGGAUGAGUCAACAAAACCUGAAGAAUCCUCAAUUAAAUUAGCGACAGACGCCCAAAGUUUAAGUGUGGAAACAAGUGUGCCAUCAAUGAGUGUGGAAACAAGUGUGCCAUCAAGCAAACCUACUUCACGUCCCACAGGUUCUCCGCUGUGCAGCACAGAGAAGCCUACAUCACUGUCUGUCAAAGAAAAUGAUACUGUUGCUGUAGACCUAACAAUAUUGCCAGUUAGUCCAUCUGGUAACCCAACAGAAGAUUAUCCUUCCUCUACCCCAGAUAGUGUGGUAGAUCACCUUGAUCAUACCCAAGAAACGUUCAUCCCAAAGGAUUACGUCAGCAGUACAGUGAAAUCCUUUUCCAGUACUGACAGUGGAACUUCAUUGUCCUCUAAAAUAGCUUCAAUGCUCAGCACCACAGAAAGUUCUGGGGAUGGCACAGAUGAUUUCACGAAAGACUCACUAAUAACAGUCACUGUGUCUUCACCACAAGGAACAGUAUCACCAUCUGUGGUAGCAUCUCUGACCCCUGAGAAAAGUGAGACUUUGGAAACAGCCUCUACUGCAGCAACAUUACUCAGCAGUACAGACAAAGUUUUGUCUGAAACCUCAGCAAGAACACAACAAAUUUUCACAUCAAGCAAACCUCAUGAUGACUUAACAAAACCUGAAGCAUCCUCAAUUAAGUUAUCGACAGACGCCCAUAGGUUGAGCGUGGAAACAAGUGUGCCAUCAAGCAAACCCACAGCACGUCCCACAGGUUCUCCGCUGUUCAGCACAGAGAAGCCUACAUCACUGUCUGUCAAAGAAAAUUAUACUGUUGCUGUAGACCUUACAAUAUUGCCAGUUACUCCAUCUGGUAACCAAACAGAAGAUUAUCCUUCCUCUACCCCAGAUAGUGUGGUAGAUCACCUUGAUCAUACCCAAGAAACGUUCAUCCCAAAGGAUUACGUCAGCAGUACAGUGAAAUCCUUUUCCAGUACUGACAGUGGAACUUCAUUGUCCUCUAAAAUAGCUUCAAUGCUCAGCACCACAGAAAGUUCUGGGGAUGGCACAGAUGAUUUCACGAAAGACUCACUAAUAACAGCAACUGUGUCUUCAACACAAGGAACAGUAUCACCAUCUGUGGUAGCAUCUCUGACCCCUGAGAAAAGUGAGACUUUGGGAACAGCCUAUACUGCAGCAACAUUGCUCAGCAGUACAGACAAAGUUUUGUCUGAAACCUCAGCAAGAACACAACAAAUUUUCACAUCAAGCAAACCUCAUGAUGAGUCAACAAAACCUGUAGCAUCCUCAAUUAAGUUAUCGACAGACGCCCAUAGAUUGAGCGUGGAAACAAGUGUGCCAUCAAGCAAACCCACAGCACGUCCCACAGGUUCUUCACUGUUCAGCACAGAGAAGCCUACAUCACUGUCUGUCAAAGAAAAUGAUACUGUUGCUGUAGACCUAACAAUAUUGUCAGUUAGUCCAUCUGUUAACCAAACAGAAGAUUAUCCUUCCUCUACCCCAGAUAGUGUGGUAGAUCACCUUGAUCAUACCCAAGAAACGUUCAUCCCAAAGGAUUACGUCAGCAGUACAGUGAAAUCCUUUUCCAGUACUGACAGUGGAACUUCAUUGUCCUCUAAAAUAGCUUCAAUGCUCAGCACCACAGAAAGUUCUGGGGAUGGCACAGAUGAUUUCACGAAAGACUCACUCAUAACAGUCACUGUGUCUUCACCACAAGGAACAGUAUCACCAUCUGUGGUAGCAUCUCUGACCCCUGACAAAAGUGAGACUUUGGGAACAGCCUCUACUGCAGCAACAUUGCUCAGCAGUACAGACAAAGUUUUGUCUGAAACCUCAGCAAGAACACAACAAAUUUUCACAUCAAGCAAACCUCUGGAUGAGUCAACAAAACCUGAAGCAUCCUCAAUUAAGUUAUCGACAGACGCCCAUAGAUUGAGCGUGGAAACAAGUGUGCCAUCAAGCAAACCCGAAGCACGUCCCACAGGUUCUUCACUAUUCAGCACAGAGAAGCCUACAUCACUGUCUGUCAAAGAAAAUGAUACUGUUGCUGUAGACCUAACAAUAUUGUCAGUUACUCCAUCUGGUAACCAAACAGAAGAUUAUCCUUCCUCUACCCCAGAUAGUGUGGUAGAUCACCUUGAUCAUACCCAAGAAACGUUCAUCCCAAAGGAUUACGUCAGCAGUACAGUGAAAUCCUUUUCCAGUACUGACAGUGGAACUUCAUUGUCCUCUAAAAUAGCUUCAAUGCUCAGCACCACAGAAAGUUCUGGGGAUGGCACAGAUGAUUUCACGAAAGACUCACUCAUAACAGCAACUGUGUCUUCAACACAAGGAACAGUAUCACCAUCUGUGGUAGCAUCUCUGACCCCUGAGAAAAGUGAGACUUUGGGAACAGCCUCUACUGCAGCAACAUUGCUCAGCAGUACAGACAAAGUUUUGUCUGAAACCUCAGCAAGAACACAACAAAUUUUCACAUCAAACAAACCUCAUGAUGAGUCAACAAAACCUGAAGCAUCCUCAAUUAAGUUAUCGACAGACGCCCAUAGAUUGAGUGUGGAAUCAAGUGUGCCAUCAAGCAAACCCAAAGCACGUCCCACAGGUUCUUCACUAUUCAGAUCAGAGAAACCUACUUCACUGUCUCUCAAAGAAAAUGAUACUGUUGCUAGAGACCUAACAAUAUUGCCAGUUACUCCAUCUGAUAACCAAACAGAAAAUUAUCCUUCCUUUACCUCAGAUAGUGUGGUAGAUCACCUUGAUCAUACCCAAGAAACGUUCAUCCCAAAGGAUUAUGUCAGCAGUACAGUGAAAUCCUUUUCCAGUACUGACAGUGGAAUUUCAUUGUCCUCUAAAAUAGCUUCAAUGCUCAGCACCACAGAAAGUUCUGGGGAUGGCACAGAUGAUUUCACGAAAGACUCACUCAUAACAGCAACUGUGUCUUCAACACAAGGAACAGUAUCACCAUCUGUGGUAGCAUCUCUGACCCCUGACAAAAGUGAGACUUUGGGAACAGCCUCUACUGCAGCAACAUUGCUCAGCAGUACAGACAAAGUUUUGUCUGAAACCUCAGCAAGAACACAACAAAUUUUCACAUCAAGCAAACCUCUGGAUGAGUCAACAAAACCUGAAGCAUCCUCAAUUAAGUUAUCGACAGACGCCCAUAGAUUGAGCGUGGAAACAAGUGUGCCAUCAAGCAAACCCACAGCACGUCCCACAGGUUCUUCACUGUUCAGCACAGAGAAGCCUACAUCACUGUCUGUCAAAGAAAAUGAUACUGUUGCUAUAGACCUAACAAUAUUGUCAGUUAGUCCAUCUGUUAACCAAACAGAAGAUUAUCCUUCCUCUACCACAGAUAGUGUGGUAGAUCACCUUGAUCAUACCCAAGAAACGUUCAUCCCAAAGGAUUACGUCAGCAGUACAGUGAAAUCCUUUUCCAGUACUGACAGUGGAACUUCAUUGUCCUCUAAAAUAACUUCAAUGCUCAGCACCACAGAAAGUUCUGGGGAUGGCACAGAUGAUUUCACGAAAGACUCACUCAUAACAGCAACUGUGUCUUCAACACAAGGAACAGUAUCACCAUCUGUGGUAGCAUCUCUGACCCCUGAGAAAAGUGAGACUUUGGGAACAGCCUCUACUGCAGCAACAUUGCUCAGCAGUACAGACAAAGUUUUGUCUGAAACCUCAGCAAGAACACAACACAUUUUCACAUCAAGCAAACCUCAUGAUGAGUCAACAAAACCUGAAGCAUCCUCAAUUAAGUUAUCGACAGACGCCCAUAGAUUGAGCAUGGAAACAAGUGUGCCAUCAAGCAAACCCACAGCACGUCCCACAGGUUCUUCACUGUUCAGCACAGAGAAGCCUACAUCACUGUCUGUCAAAGAAAAUGAUACUGUUGCUGUAGACCUAACAAUAUUGUCAGUUAGUCCGUCUGUUAACCAAACAGAAGAUUAUCCUUCCUCUACCCCAGGUAGUGUGGUAGAUCACCUUGAUCAUACCCAAGAAACGUUCAUCCCAAAGGAUUAUGUCAGCAGUACAGUGAAAUCCUUUUCCAGUACUGACAGUGGAACGUCAUUGUCCUCUAAAAUAGCUUCAAUGCUCAGCACCACAGAAAGUUCUGGGGAUGGCACAGAUGAUUUCACGAAAGAAUCACUCAUAACAGCAACUGUGUUUUCAGCCAAUGGAACAGUAUCACCAUCUGUGGUAGCAUCUCUGACCCCUGAGAAAAGUGAGACUUUGGGAACAGCCUCUACUGCAGCAACAUUGCUCAGCAGUAUAGACAAAGUUUUGUCUGAAACCUCAUCAAGAACACAACAAAUUUUCACAUCAAGCAAACCCCUGGUUGAGUUAACAAAACCUGAAACAUCCUCAAUUAAGUUAUCUACAGACGCCCAAAGAUUGAGUGUGGAAACAAGUGUGCCAUCAAGCAAACCCACAGCACGUUCCACAGGUUCUCCACUGUUCAGCACAGAGAAGCCUACAUCACUGUCUGUCAAAGAAAAUGAUACUGUUGCUAUAGACCUAACAAUAUUGCCAAUUACGCCAUCUAGUAACCAAACAGAAGAUUAUCCUUCCUCUACCUCAGAUAGUGUGAUAGAUCACCUUGAUCACACCCAAGAAACGUUCAUCCCAAAGGAUUACGUCAGCAGUACAGUGAAAUCCUUUUCCAGUACUGACAGUGGAACUUCAUUGUCCUCUAAAAUAGUUUCAAUGCUCAGCACCACAGAAAGUUCUGGGGAUGGCACAGAUGAUUUCACGAAAGACUCACUCAUAACAGCAACUGUGUCUUCAGCCAAUGGAACAGUAUCACCAUCUGUGGUAGCAUCUCAGAACCUUGAAAAAAGUGAGACUUUGGGAACAGCCUAUACUGUUGCAACAUUGCUCAGCAGUACAGAAAUAGUUUCAUCUGAAACCUCAGCAAGAACACAACAAAUUUUCACAUCAAGCAAACCUCUGGAUGAGUUAACAAAACCUGAAGCAUCCUCAAUUAAGUUAUUGACAGACGCCCAUAGAUUGAGUGUGGAAACAAGUGUGCCACCAAGCAAACCCACAGAACGUCCCACAGGUUCUCUGCUGUUCAGCACAGAGAAGCCUACAUCACUGUCUGUCAAAGAAAAUGAGACUGUUGCUGUGGACCUAACAAUAUUGCCAGUUACUCCAUCUGGUAACCAAACAGAAGAUUAUCCUUCUUCUACCCAUUAUAGUGUGGUAGAUCCCCUUGAUCAUACUCAAAAAACGUUCAUCCCAAAGGAUUACGUCAGCAGUACAGUGAAAUCCUUUUCCAGUACUGACAGUGGAACUUCAUUGUCCUCUAAAAUAGCUUCAAUGCUCAGCACCACAGAAAGUUCUGGGGAUGGCACAGAUGAUUUCACGAAAGACUCACUCAUAACAGCAACUGUGUCUUCAACACAAGGAACAGUAUCACCAUCUGUGGUAGCAUCUCUGACCCUUGAGAAAAGUGAGACUUUGGGAACAGCCUCUACUGCAGCAACAUUGCUCAGCAGUACAGACAAAGUUUUGUCUGAAACCUCAGCAAGAACACAACACAUUUUCACAUCAAGCAAACUUCAUGAUGAGUCAACAAAACCUGAAGCAUCCUCAAUUAAGUUAUCGACAGACGCCCAUAGAUUGAGCAUGGAAACAAGUGUGCCAUCAAGCAAACCCACAGCACGUCCCACAGGUUCUUCACUGUUCAGCACAGAGAAGCCUACAUCACUGUCUGUCAAAGAAAAUGAUACUGUUGCUGUAGACCUAACAAUAUUGUCAGUUAGUCCAUCUGUUAACCAAACAGAAGAUUAUCCUUCCUCUACCCCAGAUAGUGUGGUAGAUCACCUUGAUCAUACCCAAGAAACGUUCAUCCCAAAGGAUUACGUCAGCAGUACAGUGAAAUCCUUUUCCAGUACUGACAGUGGAACUUCAUUGUCCUCUAAAAUAGCUUCAAUGCUCAGCACCACAGAAAGUUCUGGGGAUGGCACAGAUGAUUUCACGAAAGACUCACUCAUAACAGCAACUGUGUCUUCAACACAAGGAACAGUAUCACCAUCUGUGGUAGCAUCUCUGACCCCUGAGAAAGGUGAGACUUUGGAAACAGCCUCUACUGCAGCAACAUUGCUCAGCAGUACAGACAAAGUUUUGUCUGAAACCUCAGCAAGAACACAACACAUUUUCACAUCAAGCAAACCUCUGGAUGAGUCAACAAAACCUGAAGCAUCCUCAAUUAAGUUAUCGACAGACGCCCAUAGAUUGAGCGUGGAAACAAAUGUGCCAUCAAGCAAACCCACAGCACGUCCCACAGGUUCUUCACUGUUCAGCACAGAGAAGCCUACAUCACUGUCUGUCAAAGAAAAUGAUACUGUUGCUGUCGACCUAACAAUAUUGUCAGUUAGUCCGUCUGUUAACCAAACAGAAGAUUAUCCUUCCUCUACCCCAGGUAGUGUGGUAGAUCACCUUGAUCAUACCCAAGAAACGUUCAUCCCAAAGGAUUAUGUCAGCAGUACAGUGAAAUCCUUUUCCAGUACUGACAGUGGAACGUCAUUGUCUUCUAAAAUAGCUUCAAUGCUCAGCACCACAGAAAGUUCUGGGGAUGGCACAGAUGAUUUCACGAAAGACUCACUCAUAACAGCAACUGUGUUUUCAGCCAAUGUAACAGUAUCACCAUCUGUGGUAGCAUCUCUGACCCCUGAGAAAAGUGAGACUUUGGGAACAGCCUCUACUGCAGUAACAUUGCUCAGCAGUAUAGACAAAGUUUUGUCUGAAACCUCAGCAAGAACACAACAAAUUUUCACAUCAAGCAAACCCCUUGAUGAGUUAACAAAACCUGAAACAUCCUCAAUUAAGUUAUCUACAGACGCCCAAAGAUUGAGUGUGGAAACAAGUGUGCCAUCAAGCAAACCCACAGCACGUCCCACAGGUUCUCCACUGUUCAGCACAGAGAAGCCUACAUCACUGUCUGUCAAAGAAAAUGAUACUGUUGCUAUAGACCUAACAAUAUUGCCAGUUACGCCAUCUAGUAACCAAACAGAAGAUUAUCCUUCCUCUACCUCAGAUAGUGUGAUAGAUCACCUUGAUCACACCCAAGAAACGUUCAUCCCAAAGGAUUACGUCAGCAGUACAUUGAAAUCCUUUUCCAGCACUGACAGUGGAACUUCAUUGUCCUCUAAAAUAGCUUCAAUGCUCAGCACCACAGAAAGUUCUGGGGAUGUCACAGAUGAUUUCACGAAAGACUCACUCAUAACAGCAACUGUGUCUUCAGCCAAUGGAACAGUAUCACCAUCUGUGGUAGCAUCUCAGAACCUUGAAAAAAGUGAGACUUUGGGAACAGCCUCUACUGUUUCAACAUUGCUCAGCAGUACAGAAAUAGUUUCAUCUGAAACCUCAGCAAGAACACAACAAAUUUUCACAUCAAGCAAACCUCUGGAUGAGUUAACAAAACCUGAAGCAUCCUCAAUUAAGUUAUUGACAGACGCCCAUAGAUUGAGUGUGGAAACAAGUGUGCCAUCAAGCAAACCCACAGAACGUCCCACAGGUUCUCCACUGUUCAGCACAGAGAAGCCUACAUCCCGGUCUGUCAAAGAAAAUGAGACUGUUGCUGUGGACCUAACAAUAUUGCCAGUUACUCCAUCUGGUAACCAAACAGAAGAUUAUCCUUCCUCUACCCCAGAUAGUGUGGUAGAUCACCUUGAUCAUACCCAAAAAACGUUCAUCCCAAAGGAUUACGUCAGCAGUACAGUGAAAUCCUUUUCCAGUACUGACAGUGGAACUUCAUUGUCCUCUAAAAUAGCUUCAAUGCUCAGCACCACAGAAAGUUCUGGGGAUGGCACAGAUGAUUUCACGAAAGACUCACUCAUAACAGCAACUGUGUCUUCAACACAAGGAACAGUAUCACCAUCUGUGGUAGCAUCUCUGACCCCUGAGAAAAGUGAGACUUUGGGAACAGCCUCUACUGCAGCAACAUUGCUCAGCAGUACAGACAAAGUUUUGUCUGAAACCUCAGCAAGAACACAACACAUUUUCACAUCAAGCAAACCUCUGGAUGAGUCAACAAAACCUGAAGCAUCCUCAAUUAAGUUAUCGACAGACGCCCAUAGAUUGAGCAUGGAAACAAGUGUGCCAUCAAGCAAACCCACAGCACGUCCCACAGGUUCUUCACUGUUCAGCACAGAGAAGCCUACAUCACUGUCUGUCAAAGAAAAUGAUACUGUUGCUGUAGACCUAACAAUAUUGUCAGUUAGUCCGUCUGUUAACCAAACAGAAGAUUAUCCUUCCUCUACCCCAGGUAGUGUGGUAGAUCACCUUGAUCAUACCCAAGAAACGUUCAUCCCAAAGGAUUACGUCAGCAGUACAGAGAAAUCCUUUUCCAGCACUGACAGUGGAACGUCAUUGUCCACUAAAAUAGCUUCAAUGCUCAGCACCACAGAAAGUUCUGGGGAUGGCACAGAUGAUUUCACGAAAGACUCACUCAUAACAGCAACUGUGUUUUCAGCCAAUGUAACAGUAUCACCAUCUGUGGUAGCAUCUCUGACCCCUGAGAAAAGUGAGACUUUGGGAACAGCCUCUACUGCAGUAACAUUGCUCAGCAGUAUAGACAAAGUUUUGUCUGAAACCUCAGCAAGAACACAACAAAUUUUCACAUCAAGCAAACCCCUUGAUGAGUUAACAAAACCUGAAACAUCCUCAAUUAAGUUAUCUACAGACGCCCAAAGAUUGAGUGUGGAAACAAGUGUGCCAUCAAGCAAACCCACAGCACGUCCCACAGGUUCUCCACUGUUCAGCACAGAGAAGCCUACAUCACUGUCUGUCAAAGAAAAUGAUACUGUUGCUAUAGACCUAACAAUAUUGCCAGUUACGCCAUCUAGUAACCAAACAGAAGAUUAUCCUUCCUCUACCUCAGAUAGUGUGAUAGAUCACCUUGAUCACACCCAAGAAACGUUCAUCCCAAAGGAUUACGUCAGCAGUACAUUGAAAUCCUUUUCCAGCACUGACAGUGGAACUUCAUUGUCCUCUAAAAUAGCUUCAAUGCUCAGCACCACAGAAAGUUCUGGGGAUGUCACAGAUGAUUUCACGAAAGACUCACUCAUAACAGCAACUGUGUCUUCAGCCAAUGGAACAGUAUCACCAUCUGUGGUAGCAUCUCAGAACCUUGAAAAAAGUGAGACUUUGGGAACAGCCUCUACUGUUUCAACAUUGCUCAGCAGUACAGAAAUAGUUUCAUCUGAAACCUCAGCAAGAACACAACAAAUUUUCACAUCAAGCAAACCUCUGGAUGAGUUAACAAAACCUGAAGCAUCCUCAAUUAAGUUAUUGACAGACGCCCAUAGAUUGAGUGUGGAAACAAGUGUGCCAUCAAGCAAACCCACAGAACGUCCCACAGGUUCUCCACUGUUCAGCACAGAGAAGCCUACAUCACUGUCUGUCAAAGAAAAUGAGACUGUUGCUGUGGACCUAACAAUAUUGCCAGUUACUCCAUCUGGUAACCAAACAGAAGAUUAUCCUUCCUCUACCCCAGAUAGUGUGGUAGAUCACCUUGAUCAUACCCAAGAAACGUUCAUCCCAAAGGAUUACGUCAGCAGUACAGUGAAAUCCUUUUCCAGUACUGACAGUGGAACUUCAUUGUCCUCUAAAAUAGCUUCAAUGCUCAGCACCACAGAAAGUUCUGGGGAUGGCACAGAUGAUUUCACGAAAGACUCACUCAUAACAGCAACUGUGUCUUCAACACAAGGAACAGUAUCACCAUCUGUGGUAGCAUCUCUGACCCCUGAGAAAAGUGAGACUUUGGGAACAGCCUCUACUGCAGCAACAUUGCUCAGCAGUACAGACAAAGUUUUGUCUGAAACAUCAGCAAGAACACAACACAUUUUCACAUCAAGCAAACCUCUGGAUGAGUCAACAAAACCUGAAGCAUCCUCAAUUAAGUUAUCGACAGACGCCCAUAGAUUGAGCAUGGAAACAAGUGUGCCAUCAAGCAAACCCACAGCACGUCCCACAGGUUCUUCACUGUUCAGCACAGAGAAGCCUACAUCACUGUCUGUCAAAGAAAAUGAUACUGUUGCUGUAGACCUAACAAUAUUGUCAGUUAGUCCGUCUGUUAACCAAACAGAAGAUUAUCCUUCCUCUACCCCAGGUAGUGUGGUAGAUCACCUUGAUCAUACCCAAGAAACGUUCAUCCCAAAGGAUUAUGUCAGCAGUACAGUGAAAUCCUUUUCCAGUACUGAUAGUGGAACGUCAUUGUCUUCUAAAAUAGCUUCAAUGCUCAGCACCACAGAAAGUUCUGGGGAUGGCACAGAUGAUUUCACGAAAGAAUCACUCAUAACAGCAACUGUGUUUUCAGCCAAUGGAACAGUAUCACCAUCUGUGGUAGCAUCUCUGACCCCUGAGAAAAGUGAGACUUUGGGAACAGCCUCUACUGCAGCAACAUUGCUCAGCAGUAUAGACGAAGUUUUGUCUGAAACCUCAGCAAGAACACAACAAAUUUUCACAUCAAGCAAACCCCUGGAUGAGUUAACAAAACCUGAAACAUCCUCAAUUAAGUUAUCUACAGACGCCCAAAGAUUGAGUGUGGAAACAAGUGUGCCAUCAAGCAAACCCACAGCACGUCCCACAGGUUCUUCACUGUUCAGCACAGAGAAGCCUACAUCACUGUCUGUCAAAGAAAAUGAUACUGUUGCUAUAGACCUAACAAUAUUGCCAGUUACGCCAUCUAGUAACCAAACAGAAGAUUAUCCUUCCUCUACCUCAGAUAGUGUGAUAGAUCACCUUGAUCACACCCAAGAAACGUUCAUCCCAAAGGAUUACGUCAGCAGUACAGUGAAAUCCUUUUCCAGUACUGACAGUGGAACGUCAUUCUCCUCUAAAAUAGCUUCAAUGCUCAGCACCACAGAAAGUUCUGGGGAUGGCACAGAUGAUUUCACGAAAGACUCACUCAUAACAGCAACUGUGUCUUCAACACAAGGAACAGUAUCACCAUCUGUGGUAGCAUCUCUGACCCCUGAGAAAAGUGAGACUUUGGGAACAGCCUCUACUGCAGCAACAUUGCUCAGCAGUACAGACAAAGUUUUGUCUGAAACCUCAGCAAGAAUACAACAAAUUUUCACAUCAAGCAAACCUCUGGAUGAGUCAACAAAACCUGAAGCAUCCUCAAUUAAGUUAUCGACAGACGCCCAAAGAUUGAGUGUGGAAACAGGGGUGCCAUCAAGCAAACCCACAGCACGUCCCACAGGUUCUUCACUGUUCAGCACAGAAAAGCCUACAUCCCUGUUUGUCAAAGAAAAUGAUACUGUUACUGUAGACCUAACAAUAUUGCCAGUUACUCCAUCUGGUAACCAAACAGAAGAUUAUCCUUCCUCUACCUCAGAUAGUGUGGUAGAUCACCUUGAUCAUACCCAAGAAACGUUCAUCCCAAAGGAUUACGUCAGCAGUACAGUGAAAUCCUUUUCCACUACUGACAGUGGAAAAAAAUCAUUACCCAGUGUCCACAUGCCUUCAGUAAAAGAUACUUACACAGACAUGGAAAGUUCAACUGAUUUACCUGACGAAGAAUCGUCAAGUAAUGAUGAAUCUGGAUCAGGGCUUACAGAAUUUACAACAGAAUCACUUAUUGAAUUUAUUGUGACUACAGAUGAAGCUGAAAUAAAUGAGACAGGUAGCACAUUAAAAAUUGUUAGUACUGCUUCAUCAACAUACUCUCUUACUUUGCCAUCAACCCAAUCUUCACAUCUUGCCAGCAAGUCUCUACCUCUUGAGCAGAGCAGUGUGGACUUUUCAGUUGACAUUUCCAGUGCCAAUUCUUCUGAGUCAUUCACAUUUAAACCUAGUAUUAUUUUAGAAAGAAAACCUUUUUUGUCUACUGCCCAUACAGUUGACCCGCAGGCUACUUUUCUUUACAGCACAGAAAAAGCAAUAGCAAGCUCUCUUGACAUCCACACCUCAGUUAAUAUAUUUCCGACUUUUCACAGCACUGAGAAGCCAUCAGUACCAACAGCUUUCAAAGUUUCUCCCUUCCAUACAGUGAGGACACAGUCUCCACCUGAGAUCUUAAAUCUAAGCCGAGUUCAACUGUUAACAGAGGAUAAGACUUCUGGUGACCCAGCAAAUGAAUCAUUCAUCUCAAAACUAUUAGUGUUGGGAAACUUCACAUCUAGUACACCAACCGGUAAAACUGAAUCUUUGCCUGCUCUUGAUAAUCUUUCCUUCUCACUUGAAGGGGAAACUGCUGAAUACACCAAGGAUUCCUUAAUUUCUCAAGCAACUGAUUCAAGCACAGGAAACGAUGGAGCAAAUUUGCCAAGAAAUACAUUGCACCCGUCCCAUACAGCAUCUCUCCUUACACCUGAGUCUUUAAAAAGUGAUCAGACAGUGCCCGACUUUACUUCAGAAACCGUUAGCAGUUUAAAGGAUAAGGUUAGUUCCAUUCCCACUGCAUUUCCAACUAUCAUAUAUAGAAGCAUAGCAGACCAGCAAGUUGGUAUUAUUACUCCUAGCACCAAACAAGUGGAGACUAUAAAAGCUGGACAAACCCCCACAAUGGUUCUCCAUGAGCCUAAAGCAUCAAUAAGCGUUUACAAAAUUUUCACAGAGGAAGCAAAGGAGAAUAAUGAACUAAUAUCUGGAGGUACAGAAAGUCUGACGCCAGAAAGCAUAACUUCUGAGUUUAUCACCAAGGACAAUGCAAUCAUUGAUACCAUUUCAACAGCUCAGGUUCCUUUCUUUUACCCAACUGUCUUGACAUCUGGAGGUAUCAAAGCAGAUACAAAGGCACAAAAGCUUAAGAUAAUGGAAGAAACAGAGGGUUCAGGAACUGCUAGGUCUGCCAUUUUAACACCUACCCCAAGUAUUUUGUCUGCUGCUCCUAAGUCUGAAUCAGUCACACUUACAAGUCAUGGCAUAAUUUCCACAAUGAGGACAGAACGUGACUCAGCGAAAACAAGUGAAAAUUAUGAUGACUUAUCUGUAAAAAUGAUAACAUCUUCUGUCUAUUCUAUGUUUAGUACUCAAAAACCAACUCUUGACACAAAGGAUAUAGUUCCAGGUGACCUAGACCAAAGUAUCUUUACUCUGAGCACAGCUGAUAGUAAUAUUUCAGAAAACACAACUCUAUUAUCUGAGACACUUGAAACAGAAACUCCAGUAUCCAUCCCAGAAGAAACCUUCAAAACCACUGAAAAGGAUGAAACUCAAACUUUACACAGUAGUGGAGUUUCAGAACAAAAGAAAGAAUUUUUACCCAUUGGGAGAAUAACUUCAGCUCCAACUCAUGAGGAAAUUACAUCAUCUGUAGAAAUAUCACCAAAUGCAUCCACGGUGUCUUUUCCACAAAGCACUCCUAAGUCAAAGGUUACAGUUCAGUUUGUUACCACCUUUGCACUACAACCAGAUACAAUCCAAACUGUGGAGACAUUCCAACAUGCUAGGUCUGAGCCUCAUCAGUUUAGAAAUGAUAGUUCUUUGGAAUCACUUAAACAAGUGAGGUCAGAGAUCCAAUCAACACAAACCCCCCAGGCAAACCAUAACUCUCAAGAUGCAUCACUCACGACAAUUCUCCCCAUCUCUACAAGUCAUCAAGGAAGUCAAAUAACGAAAUUCACAGCUAUUCAUCCUGGAGAUCAUUCUGUGACUGAAGCUGGAUCUGUGUUGGAGGAUGGAAAGACACUCAAACUAAAGACAAAACCAUCUUCAGACACAAAGUAUAUUGAUAACAUAGAUUAUACAGCCCCAGAUUAUGAUUUGGUAGACCCUAUCAGACUUGAAUCGGUUCCUAAAUACAAAAACAAUUCAAAAGAAAUGGAAGACUCUUUAGCUAAACCACAAACUCCAAUCAGCACAUCACCAAUAUCUUUUUAUGAAAGUGGUUCAGAAAGCACCAGUAGCUCUGAAGAAAGCAUGCCCUUGACAAGCACUGCAAAAGUGGACAGUUAUGUUCGUGGUAAAAUCCCCUCUGACCUCCUGUCUCCUACUACUACCAUGUCUUCUGUCCUUGAUCCAGGACUUCAGUCUGUCAAUUCAUUGACUAUGUCAGUCAAACCUUAUAAAGAAAAUACCAGGAGACUGGAAGAGCAGCUACGUUUGACAGAUGAGAUCCUUGCUGUAUUUAAAGAAUAUUCAACAGCUGCUUCAAGGACAGAGACUUUCAAUUCUGAUAAUACCUUGGGGAAUGUACAAAAUCUGAGCACAGUUCCUAUGGAAAACAGUGAGAUAACUUCGAGGAUCCCUGCUAAGUCUGCAUCAUCCACAACACAAAGCAUGCAAGAAUCAGCUACAUCUGUGGCCACCACAGCUUUACCCAUUCCUGUGGAAGAUGGCAAACAACCUGGCGAUUUACUUUCAUCUGUUACUGAAGGAGGACAGUCUCUAGAGAAAAAGGAAAAAUCAACCCCACCCCCCGUGGCACUGGAUUUGGGGCACACUGUUGUUGGCGAGACGAUGGAAAUUCCUGGACUGUACUCCUGUGCCAAAAACAUCUGCCUAAAUGGAGGAUCUUGCUACAAAAGUGGCAGUGUCCUUUCUUGCAGCUGUGCUCCCGGUUACACUGGUCCUCUUUGUGAAAACGACAUUGAUGAGUGUCAUUCAAAUCCUUGUCGCAAUGGAGGCACAUGUGUAGAUGGGCUGGCCUCCUUUUCAUGUGUUUGUCUUCCAAGCUACACUGGACUCUACUGUGAAAGUGACACAGAAACAUGUGAGUAUGGCUGGCACAAGUUCCAGGGCCACUGCUACAAGCACUUCCCCCAAAGGAAAAACUGGGACUCAGCAGAGCGAGAAUGCCGCAUGCAGGGGGCUCACCUCACCAGCAUCCUCUCACAUGAGGAGCAGCUGUUUGUCAACCGUCUCGGACAGGACUACCAAUGGAUUGGCCUAAACGAUAAAGUGUUUCAGAAUGACUUCCGCUGGACUGAUGGAAGUGUUGUGCAAUAUGAACACUGGAGGCCCAACCAGCCUGACAGCUUCUUUUCCUCUGGUGAGGACUGUGUGGUGCUGAUCUGGCAUGAGGAUGGACAGUGGAAUGACGUUCCUUGCAACUACCAUCUCACCUACACCUGCAAAAAGGGCACAGUUGCCUGUAGUCAACCCCCUGUGGUAGAAAAUGCCCGCACUUACGGAAAGAAGCGGGAAAGGUACGAAAUCAACUCGCUGGUGAGGUACCGGUGCCGGACAGGCUUCAUUCAGAGACACGUUCCAACCAUACGUUGUCGUGGGGAUGGACGAUGGGAUGUUCCUAAAAUCACCUGCUUAAACCCUUCAAGCUACCAGAGGAGCUUUAUAAGAAGACAUCAACAUCAACACAGAAGUUUGUAUAGCGUCAACAACUUCAAAAAAUGGCAGGAGGACUCCUUCCAUUCAGGCUAUAGGCGCUACCGGGGAAGGAGAGACAGAAAUGAGCACAAAAGAAAAAAGGUUGUUAGUUCCAAGUAAAGGAAAUGCAGCUGCCUGAUAGCUGUUCGGGAGGAGGAAAAGCAACAAAGCACAAGGGGGAAAGCUCAUCAAAGGAACCAAAAGGAUAAAGUACAAUUCUUCUGCAUUUUGAAAGACAAUGGAAAACUAUGAAGUGCCUUAAACAUGUUAUUACAAAACAUUUUGUAUGAAAGGGAACUUUGAUACAUCCUAAUUGGAUUUCCAGAAAGUUGCAAGUUUGCCAAUGGAGAACCAAAAGCUCUGUUUUUUUUCUUUUCAUAAAUAUCAGCUGUGCCAUUUAAAACCACCUCAAGUGUUUCCUAUUAGCAGAGUGAGCGGUUGGAAGUGUUACUUUUCAGCAUGAGCUGCAUUCAUCCAUAAGAAGCUCUUUCAAAAUGAGAACUGGACCCAACGUUUGAUGAUCCAAUGCUGAACACAAAUCAAGGUUUUACUGUGCAGCGCUCAGUGUUAAAAAAUCUACCAAAAAAA